Myripristis murdjan (pinecone soldierfish) is the source of this 2533-nucleotide messenger RNA. It is a transcript of the gene hyal3, whose product is annotated as hyaluronidase 3. The transcript has 7 exons. The coding region runs from base 227 to 1708 and encodes 493 amino acids. Gene Ontology annotation, cellular component: acrosomal vesicle. The record is from RefSeq and is a predicted model, not a curated record. Gene Ontology annotation, molecular function: hyalurononglucosaminidase activity. Gene Ontology annotation, biological process: hyaluronan catabolic process; carbohydrate metabolic process. NCBI's taxonomy places the organism in Eukaryota, Metazoa, Chordata, Actinopteri, Holocentriformes, Holocentridae.
AAUUCACUGCUAAACCAGCCCGGCUGCUGUCAUAUCUCUCUGUCAACUUUAGGUUUCCUGUUGCAUCUUUCUAACAUCCUUUUUUUUUUCUGUGUGUGUUUUCUGAGAAUGUGAAAUAAGCGUUGCGUGUUCAGUACCGAGUUCAGAGCAAUUUGACAGUUUUAGUGACACCGACUCUCGGCUUCGGCUUUCUUCCUCGGGAGGACACAUCACUGGGUGAACAGCCAUGGUGCUGUUUCACCUCCCUCUCACCAUCCUCCUCCUCUUCCUCCUCCUCUUCAUCUCCUCCCUGUCAUGCACUGCCUCGUCUCAGCCCUCGGCACGUGGUCCUCCCCUCCUCCCCGCCCCGGCUGCCGCGGGUCCGGUUCUGCAGGGCCGGCCCUUCGUCGCGGUGUGGAACAUGCCGACAUCUCGCUGUCAGAGCCGGUACGACGUCCACAUGGACCUGGCAGACUUUGACAUCGUGGAGAACCGACAGCAGCGCUUCCAGGGACAGAAAAUGAGCAUCUUCUACCGGAACCGCCUGGGGAGGUAUCCUUACCUGUCCCGAAACAGGGAGGGCGGCGAAAGCACGAAGGUCAACGGUGGGCUCCCGCAGCGUGGCGACCUGGCCUCCCACCUCUCCAUCGCUGAGAUGCAGAUCUCCUGGCUGCUGCGGCCCAACUUCACCGGUUUAGCCGUGGUCGACUGGGAGGAGUGGAGGCCGCUGUGGACGAGGCUCUUUGGGACCAAGAUGGAGUACCGGAGACUGUCCAAGCAGCUGGUGAGGCAGGAGAGACCGGAUUUAUCGGAGAGGGAGGUGACAUCCAUGGCAAGGCAGGAGUUUGAAGAAGCAGCCCGGAAGUUCAUGGAGCAAACGCUGCGGCUGGGGAUCCGACUGCGCCCCAAGGGACUCUGGGGGUUUUAUGGGUUCCCCGCCUGCUUCAAUAAGCAUUCGAAAGACACAGAUGGCGGCUACACGGGGCGCUGCCACCCCGGGACCAAACGGCAGAAUGACCAGUUGUCCUGGCUCUGGCUCCAGUCCUCCGCCCUCUAUCCCAGCGUCUACCUGCCGCAGAGCCUGGCGGGGUCCCGGGACGCGGCUCUGAUGGUCAGAUACAGACUUCUGGAGGCUCUGAGGGUGGCAUCCGUUUGGCACCAUGGCAGCAAAGCCACGCCCAUCCUUCCAUACACCAGGCUGGCUUUCACACACACUGUGCACUUCCUCAAUAAGACAGACCUGGAACACACUUUGGGGGAGAGUGCAGCAUUGGGGGCUGCAGGCGUGGUGAUUUGGGGCGAGCUGAAAUUCGCUAAAUCCAAGCGUCAGUGCAUCCUGCUCAGAAACUACGUCCGCUCUGUUUUGGGUCCCUACAUCCGUUCGCUGAGGUCUGACACCAAGCGCUGCAGCCUCCACCAUUGCUACGGCAACGGGCGCUGCGCCAGGCAACAGCCCAGCUCCGGUCACCUGAUCUCCUCGGUGUCAGAUCUGACCUCUGACCCCAGCGAGGACAACUCUCUCCCCGACCCUUCCAGUGAACUUCAGCCUUUCCACAAACACUUCCUGUGUCGCUGCUACCAGGGCUGGACCGGGGAGAGAUGUCAAGAGAAGAAGAAGGAGAAGAAGAAGAAGAAGGAGAAGAAGGAGAAGAACGACAUAAAUGGAGACAAAACUUUCCAAGGUCCACAGCAAUCAGGGGCUGGAUUCAUGAAUCUGCUAUUAAAAUAGAUCUUAAGAAAGUGCAUUGGUUCAAUAUUUUCUUUGUGUCAUUUCUAAUGAACCUUUGGAUUCAAAGUCGGGCCUGAAUUAAUAAUGACAGAGCUGUUAUUUUUUCCUUGUUUGUUUGUUUGUUUGUUUGUUCCAAUAAGCAUGUUAAUCCUGUCUGUCUCUCAGCAAUCUCGGUGGAUUUUCUUCCCUAAAACCUGAAGCACUUAUUUCUAGACAGCCAAAGAAAAAAAUGAAAAACUGUUUAGAGCAACUACAAUGUGUGGUUUAUUUUAAUUUAUUUAUUUUUAAGGAGAAAUGAAAAGGCUUUACGGCAGCAUGAUUAGGAUUUGUCCUUUGCGGAUUGUAAACACAACACACGAAGUUGACUGGCAGUGAGUUUUUGUUUCCUACAAUGCCCGCCAAAAAGUAGCAUCACUGUCCUAAAAAGAACAUAAUUCACUUUAGAGUGAAUUAGAAUGUUUUCUUUAACAAUUCACUUAAAAGAUUAAAGCGGCUGCUAUCAGUGAUUGUAAACAUUUCCAUGUGCACAGUAAUGUCACUGCAGCAAAUAUGGUGGGACAUUUAAGCCGAAAAACUAAAAACUGUAUGUACAGAAUCAAACUUUGAGCCUCUGAAAUAUAUUUUUGAUUGAUUUUAUUGAUUGUUGAUUGAGCUCAGGAUUUAUCAAGAGGCUGCUUUACUCCAUACAGUUUAUGUGCAUGAACGUGGACGGUGUGUGUGUGAGCUUUUGGAUGUGCAGGAGAACACAGAACAUUAAUUAACAUGAGAUCCUGACCGUGUCUGUCAGUGUGGAGAUUUAAAUAAUCAAUGCAUUUUUAAGUAUUU